AUGGCGUACACUAGGAAUAGUACUGCCACAGCCAGGAUCUGUAACUGGAUCAUCGACCCGACCCGAUCGUGGGAUCCGAUUGAGCUGAAGAAGGAGAAUAUCGAGUUGGCUAUAAACAGAGACGAAAGCAAAGCUACGGGGAUGGAAGAUGAUCCAACAGAUUUCGGCGACGAACGACUGAUCUGUGCCAUCGAUGGAUCAGUAAUACCAGGAGAUGGAUUCGGAUCCAGAAUGGACUUAGAAACUGAACAUUUGAUAGCAAGACUUAAUGCUCAAAGUGAUUAUAUGGAUAUGAAUGAAGAAGAUUGUGAUAUAGAUGUAGAAAUUGAUGGGAAUGAGGAGGAAGAGACAGAAAUGCUCCACAGAACAGAUCAAAGUGAAACUCAAUCAACAACUCAAGCAACUCAAAAUGCUCCACGGAAGAGAAAGUUAACUUCAAAGGUGUGGAAAGAUAUUGUAUCAGUUGGGGUUGAAGAUGAUGGCAAAGAAAGAGGCAAAUGCAUCCACUGUGGAACCAAGUUGGUGAUCAAUACUAAAACACAUGGGACUAAGAGCUUGAUUCGUCAUUUGGAGAAGUGUCCAAAGAAACCAAAGAAUGAAGAUAGGCCUCCAUAUGAUCAUCAGAUUAACCGUGAGAUGACAAGUGAGAUCAUAAUUUACCAUGAUUUGCCAUUUCGCUAUCCUGAGUAUGAGAAAGUUAGAGCAAGAGACAAGUAUCUCAAUCCCGAGUGUCAACCAAUUUGUAGACAGACUGCUGCAGCGGAUGUGUAUAGGAAGUAUGAGAUGGAAAAGGUCAAGCUGAAAGAAGUACUUGCAAACCAGCGUGCGCGUGUCUGUUUCACUUCAGACUUAUGGACAGCUCGAGGUACAGUUAUGAGUUAUAUUUGUUUGACAGCCCACUACAUUGAUGAAAACUGGCACUUGAAUAGCAAGAUUUUGCAAUUCUGUGAACUUAAAUCUCCUCACACUGGUGAAGAAAUCUCUAACAAGAUUCUGGAAUGUUUGAAAGAAUGGGGAUUGGAGAAAAAGGUAUUUUCUAUUACCUUAGAUAAUGCAACAAACAACAAUAGUAUGUUGAACAUUCUCAAGGGUCAACUUCAAAUGAUUAGUGGUAGUGGUUUAUUAUGUGAUGGGAAAUUUAUGCAUGUUAGAUGUUGUGCCCAUAUUCUUAAUCUGAUAGUGAAGAAAGGUUUAGAUCUAGCAAAAGAUGUUCUGCACAACAUCAGAGAGAGUGUGAUAUAUGUUAAAGCAUCUUCAAAGAGGAGAGACGCUUUUGCUGCAUGUGUUGAGAGAGUAAAGAUUAAGAGUGGAGCAGGGUUAUCACAGGAUGUUCCUACCAGAUGGAACUCCACAUAUGAGAUGCUUGUAAGAGCUUUGAAGUUUAAGGAAGCAUUUGUCAGCUUGAAGUGGUUUGACAACAACUACAAGACUUUGCCUUCUGAUGAUGAAUGGAAUCGUGGAGAGAAAAUCUGUGAGUUGUUGAAGCCGUUUAGUGAUAUCACGACACACUUUUCAGGUUCUAAGUAUCCUACUUCUAAUGUCUAUUUUACACAAGUGUGGAGAAUUGAACUGUUGCUGAGGAAAUUUGCAUCUUGUGAUGAUGAAGAUGUGGCAAAACUGGCUCAGGAUAUGCAGAUUAUGUUUACCAAGUAUUGGGAGGAUUAUAGUCUUAUUUUGGCAAUGGGAGCUGUUUUAGACCCAAGAAUGAAACUGCAAAUGCUUGAAGUAGCUUAUGAAAGAGUUGAUCCAACUACUUCUGCAUCGAAAAUCAAAAAGCUUAAAGACAAUUUGGAGAUGCUCUAUGAAGAUUAUAAGGCUAAGUCUAGGACUUGUUCUUCAAGUAUUUCUAAUGUUGCUUUUGUUGUUUAUGUUGCUUGUGUUGCUUAUGUUGCUUAUGUUGCUUAUGUUGUUUAUGUUGCUUGUGUUGCUUCUUUUCUGUAG
This is a messenger RNA of Camelina sativa (false flax), 1941 nucleotides long. The record is from RefSeq and is a predicted model, not a curated record. NCBI's taxonomy places the organism in Eukaryota, Viridiplantae, Streptophyta, Magnoliopsida, Brassicales, Brassicaceae.